AGCAGCGCUAGCAAUUAGGUGGCAAUGCUUGUAUAAGCGAUGUAUAAGUUCUGAAAUAGGAUUGUAGAGAAAGUGAGGUUAACAUUUGUUGAUAAUGAGUUUAUGGUUUUCGUCGAUAUCUCGUUGUUCGCGUUGUAUCAUAGGAAAGAAAGUGUCUGUAUCGUUUAGAAUAAUGAUAUCUCGAACGAAGACUGAUCAGGUUUUAGAAAAUUUAAAAAGUAAUCCGUAUUUUGAUAAGUAUGCAAAAAAAAUCGCAAAACUUCAACAAAUAAAUCCGGAUUUAUUGAGCGAACGCAUCGAAAAGCAAGAAAAAAAAGUGCAAAAGAAAAAAGAAAAACAAGAACAAGAGUGUAGUAACUAUCGAGCUAAAGCGAAAAACAAAGUAAUACAGCCGUCGGAUACCAAAGAAGCACGUUUAAGCGAUAUAAUGAAUAUGGAUAUGAUACAGGGAAAGACGAAAGAAGAAAUUGAACAAAUUUGGACCGAAUAUCAUAAGCAGAAAGAUUACAUUUGCGCGAUAAUGGAAUGUCAGCAAUACGAAAGGAUAUUCGAUUGCGGAAAGAAAUAUCCUUUGUUUCUGUUACCAUUACCAAGAAAACAGGGCUAUGAAUUCUUUUUAAGUCAGUUCCAAGGGAAUAAAGUUUAUAUGACGUCUCUUUUAUGGUAUCAAACUCACAAGGAGAACGCGCCUGAAUGUUUAACGCUGACGCAUUAUACAGAAUUUAAAGAUAGCAAGGGUAUAGUAUUAAUGCGCGGUGAAUUUGAUUUAAAUUUCUUAAAUUGUCAGGAAGCACAAUGUUUGGCUAACGAACUUCAGUUAUAUUAUACCGGAAAGAGUUCAGAAAGAUUGAAAUUAUUGGAAACAUUUAAUAAUGCACCUAAUGACUUCAAAUAUAACGAUCUUAUCGGUCAAUUAGAAAAAAUUUCUUUUGUAACGUAAUCAUAUACACAGUAUAUAACACAAGAGUAGUAAUUUUAUGUAUUUUUAUUCGAGCAAACAUAUAAAACGUAUUAAAUAUUGUUUGACGAAUCGAGGAAAUAUCGAACAGAAAUGUUUCUUUGUUGGACUAUAUAGAAAGGUCAUGUUUUAAGUCAUAUACAUUUAUUAUAUAUCGUUGGUAAAUAUUGAUGGGUUCGAAGAAGA
This is a messenger RNA of Vespula vulgaris, 1144 nucleotides long. RefSeq names its product ATP synthase mitochondrial F1 complex assembly factor 1. Gene Ontology annotation, cellular component: mitochondrion. The transcript is spliced from 2 exons. The record is from RefSeq and is a predicted model, not a curated record. Lineage: Eukaryota; Metazoa; Arthropoda; Insecta; Hymenoptera; Vespidae. The coding region runs from base 95 to 940 and encodes 281 amino acids. Gene Ontology annotation, biological process: mitochondrial proton-transporting ATP synthase complex assembly.